Molecule: messenger RNA, 2761 nt
Organism: Centropristis striata (black sea bass)
Lineage: Eukaryota; Metazoa; Chordata; Actinopteri; Perciformes; Serranidae
Gene: fam167ab
Product: family with sequence similarity 167 member Ab
Exons: 3
Coding region: 292-909 (205 amino acids)
Source: RefSeq, a predicted model, not a curated record
GUGGACCGUGGAGCUGUAGGGGAUGAUAUGAGACAGAGCGGGCUGGAGAUAGGCUUCACUGAUGUGGCAGCUUGGCUUCAGAGUGGCUGAACACAAGUUGGACUGCAGCAGAGGCUUUCUUACAAGAUCUAAACACAUUCUGCCUUCAAACAUCCAAUGGAGAGUUCAAGGAACUUUUAAAAUAAUCACUUUCCUGACAAAGGCAGGGGACGCAAGAAGGACAAAACCCUACAACGAUGGUAUUUUGCAUUGUGCCACAUUCUUAAGGAGCUUUUUGUAUUCAGCAGGUUAAUGAUGGACGUCCCCUCAGCUCCUAAGAUUAUUGUGGACAAGGCUAGUGCGCUGGAGGAACCAGAAUGCGGGGAAGACAUGGAUUUGCCUUCAGAUGACCAUCUCAUGAACUUGAAGGCCUUGGCGGACAAACUGAGACUGGAGACCAGGAGACCUUCUUACCUGGAGUGGAAAGCCAGGCUGGAAGCAGAAAGCUUCAGAGAGUCAGGAAGUGGAAAAGACUCAAUCCAAGUGGAGCCUGAGGGGAAAGAGACUGUGGUGAAGUCUGUUGUGGUUCAGUGCAAGAGGCAAUCUGGUGUUCUGAAGGGAUUCGGGAACAUCGAUGAAGCUCUCAGUUGGCUGAGGAGAGAACUGACAGACAUGCGCUUGCAGGACCAGCAGCUGGCGAGGCAGCUCAUGCGGCUCCGCAACGACAUCAACAAAUUGAAGAUAGAGCAAACGUGCCACCUGCAUCGCCGGAUGCUCAAUGACGCCACCUUUGGCCUCGAGGAGCGGGACGAGCUGUCGGACCUGCUGUGUGAAUGUCCGGUCACCCCGGGGCUCGGACUCUCUGCCCCGCUGAGACUCAUCGGCGUCACCAAGAUGAACAUUAACUCUCGACGCUUCUCGCUCUGCUAGAGGCAGGGUCGCCAAUUCAGGCGGAAAACCCUGAAAACAAAACAGCCUGUUUAAUACUAUCUUUGCUCCAGUGCAACAUGAAAGUUUGUCGCGGAAUCCUUUUGACCACACUGCUGUGAGGAUGAUGUUUUACAGCCCCUAUAAUUAAAGAGAGAGAGAUUUAGAUAAUGUAUAUUAUUUAGAAAGAAGAAUUUGAGUUUAGUAGGUACAUAUAUAGUAUGUUUGCCACUAGACUAUACAUGGCAGCUAUAUAAAGAAACCUCUCAGUCUUAAAACCACAGCAGAUUUUAGAGCUUUAGGCCAGCGUGACUUGAAACAGAAUGCUUUCCAUUUUUAAACUGCAGUAAAGCAAUCUUAAGCUUAUUCCUGUCCACUUUUUAAGCCUUAUCAGUUAUACUGUUACCAGUUAUAUUUCCAUAUACUUUAGUUGUUAGCUGGAACUUUUGUGUUUUCCAUCUAUAAGCCAAGAUUUAUCAAGCACAGAUUAAAUAUGUAAAUCUGCACACAGGCCUCUUUGUAUUAUGCUUUCAGUGGCAGUCGAGAAUAUUUUUCUUUCCAUCUCCUGCAAAUAAAUCUAAUAUGUUUUGUGCUUUUAAAAAAGAUGCCUUAUGGUUACAAAUGGUACACUAUACUAUAACAAGUCCAUUUGAGUUAGCAAGUAGUUGUAUCAAUUUAGAAAGCAUUGCUUUUUGUAGAUUAUGAUGAAAAUUAUUUGCUCUUUAUAAUGAUUGUCCAGUUGCACUAGUUGGUGACCUCACAAUGGUUUCAAGUCCUUCGCUGAGGUUUGCUUAUUAUAAGUAAAGAUGUAUUCAGCCCUUGGUCGGAGCUUUGCCCAUUUUAUGCUCUAAUUGUUGAGUUCUAGACACGAAGCAACCUUUUGAGACGACAUUGUUUGUCUGAAACAAAAACAUGGUUUAGUUUCAUGCAUAAACAUUGAAUUAUAACUCAUCAAGAUCUCUGUGUGUACUGAAUGACAUGAUUAUGUGGAUCUUGUUAUGAUGGCAGUUAUUAUGGGAUAUAUCAUUGAAGGUAAUCUUUUCUGACUCUUUUUCUUUGUGGGGGUUUGCAUAUGAAAUUUGAGUCCCAAUGAGCAGAGCACGCAACAGGAAAAGGUGUUUCAAGGUGUGAGAUGCCCCUCCCUGUGGCCCAGAUAUACUAUAACCGUCUCAACAAAGAGCACACACACCACAUCUAAUUUGAAACAACAUCUGAUUUGCAGCUUAAAGUUACAAUAACCACGGAAAUAACAAGGUUAACAUUUGUGUCUACACAGCUCAGACUGCCACAACAUUAUAUAAUUAGCUUUUCUCUAGUAUGUCAACUUGAUCUUGUAAACCUAUAAUGGACUGAAACAUACCUUAAAACUGGUUUGGUAAAAUGUGAUACCUUAGUAUGUUUACACAAAUGUACUGGAAAUAAACAAUUCAUAAAGAAGUCAGAUGCGUCACUUUUUCAGCCUUUAAUUUGCUGUCAUCACAACAAAGCUCACUCAAUGGACUCUUGUGGUAAGACUUGUCACAAGAAGGGAGUCUUUCAUCACAACACUGUGUAUUAAAGUGCUCACUGAACCAGGGAGAGAUGAUGAGACAUAUGCAAUAAAGAAGAUUAGAUACACUGAACCAGCAAUCUUUGUGCACGAACGUCACUGUGAGCUAUUUAAGCACAUGGAGUUACUCUUGAGCCUUCUGGAGGUCUUUUGGCUCACUCAUAAAAUGAUUCAUUAAUAUUAUUUACCUCUUUUAAGUUAUAUCUGUUUACCAACUUCACUUCUGAUCAUCACUACCAAUUAUCCAUUUAUUUUCACAUUGUUAAUUUUCUAAAUGCCAAUUUGUUUACAUAAUGCCACUGCUGU